Molecule: messenger RNA, 1617 nt
Organism: Daktulosphaira vitifoliae (grape phylloxera)
Lineage: Eukaryota; Metazoa; Arthropoda; Insecta; Hemiptera; Phylloxeridae
Exons: 8
Coding region: 33-1454 (473 amino acids)
Source: RefSeq, a predicted model, not a curated record
AGUUGCAUAAACCAAAUUUUAUUGAUCAAGUUAUGACAGGAUCAAAAUUUAUCAUGAUAAUGUCUUAUGUAAUAUUUGCUAUCUUGAUAACAAAAUUAAUUUAUUCAUCUACAUUGUACACAAUGAACUGGAUCAAAGAUGUACAUUAUUAUUCUUGUUAUCAAAUCAUUGGAAUACCAGUAAUUGAUUUAGGUCUAGAUUUUGAGUACACUGAUAGUUUAAUAGCGAUAUUUUUGUUAUUGGCGGUAAAAUUUAAAAGUUCAUUACCAACGUUGAAUAUUGAAAAUACUCUCUCAACAUGGUAUUUUAAUUUAGCCAUAAUUUGCCUUAAUGGAAUAAUUGUGCCGUCAAUAUUAUCAACUAUUUAUUACUUUUCAUUCGUAUUAAUCGCUUCAUUAAUAGCCUUAAAAGGUCAAAGAAUAAUUGUACUUUUUCCAAAUAUAUUCAAAGCAAUAGGUAUAUAUACUUGCAUCCAUGUCGUUGUGUUAUUUUUUUAUCAAAUGCAUUGGAUUCAAGCUAUUACUAAUACUAAUUCUGACAUUGUAAAAAAAAUUGGAUUAAUAACCUUUUACGAGUUACAAUGUAUAUCGCCCAAAAAAGUGAUUGAUCUUCAAAUUCACUAUUUUUUAGUUCCUUUUUUGUUAUAUGUUCAGUAUAAUAUGCUUUGCUUCGAUUAUACGGAAAAAUUGAAUGAAACACUAAGUGAAUCAAGUAAAAUUAAAGGUUCUUAUAUUAAUUCCAUAUGCGUAUCUUUAGAUUAUAAGCAAAUGAAGAAAGUUAUUUUAUUUGGCGUACGUACAAUUGGUUCUAAAGUAGCCAUACUUAUAUGGAGUAUAAAUUAUCCUGGUUGGUUCACAUUACCACUUCUUCUAUGGGCAACGAUAAGUUGGAUGCAAAAAACAUCAAGAACGUACUUUAUUUGUGUCAUGAUAUAUGCUAUAAUUUUACUAUUUUUUGAAUAUUUCUCGACCGUAGUUGGUCAAAACUUAACAGAAUUGGCAAUAAACUUUGAUGUUCAGACGGUUGAUAAUCCAUUAAAAUUUUCGAUGGCUAUGCUUAUUAAAACAUUACUGAUCUUAUUAAUAUGGAUUUCGUUGUAUCAAAUUAAAUUCUCAAACUAUGAAGAAGUACGAAUUAAAUCAUUUAAUUGGAUCGCUCCAAUAUACGAUUACAUAGCAUGUUUAAUGACUUUCAUAGUAGUUAUAACAAUGAUGGGAUUUGGUUUUAUAGGCCACCAAGUUCUUACCUUGAUACGUUUGGGUUACAUUGUGUUAGCUUUCGUAUUCUUGUUUAGUUUUCAAAUUUCUUUAACUUUUUGGCGGAAGACCAUAACUUAUUUUUGGAACAUGACAAUUUUUUAUUCAAUAGUCGUUACAACUAUUAUACAUAUUUGCCAGUUUCAAGGAUUUUCUGAUUUUCUAAAACACAAACUGUACAUAUCUCUUAAACUGUAAUGAAUACAAAAAAAAAAAAAAUUCUUCUAUUAAGUAUUGAUGGUUUUUGGUUAUUAUAGACAAAAAAUCAUCGGAUUGAAUGUGUUGACUGGUGUGGAUAAAUUUCGAAUAAUCAUUCCCGUUUUUCUUUCUAUUACAAUCUUAAUUUACUUAAAUUACUACC